ACUGAUCUUAUUAGUAUAUUUUAUAAAAAAGAGAGGGAAACGACACCACCUCUAAAGCACGAUUUCAACAACCGCAGUUAUAAAAGCCAGAAGAUGUUAAUAUUGACAACAGUUUGUCGAUGAAAGCUAGGUCAUAAGACAAGUGUGUUGUGGCAGUGGCGAAAGUUCAGACACGUGCUUGCUAGUGACAUACUUACUCCAUAAGAACUCUUAAAAGACUGCAUUAGUGAUAACUGUUUUGUGAUAUUAGAUUAUAAGUGCAAGAUGCCGUCCGCAAUUGAGGAUCAAAUGCAAGAAAUUAACGACAAACUGGGCGUUCUUCCCAUUUCGACAAGUAAAAUACUGGAACCGCGAGAUAGCAUCUCUUCAAUCGAUAGUGACGUUUCUUUAUCGUUCGACGAAAAACCGAAAGAAAGUACCACGGAAAAUGAAGAUGAAGGUGCGCACAUGGCUGACUUAUCUGACAGCGCGUCCGACACCGGUUCUCGAGAUGGUGGAGGUAAAGAUUCCGGUUGCGAGGUUACGCCUGAGGUAACGGAACCGCCGUUUACACCACCCUCCGAUGAGCUUUCGGAAAAAAUAGUGGCCCAAGUAGAGUUUUACUUUAGCGAUCCAAAUAUCACCAAGGAUGCAUUUUUACUUAAGCACGUCAAACGCAACAAAGAAGGAUAUGUCUCCUUAAAACUCAUAUCUAGCUUUAAAAGGGUGAAACACUUGACCAAGGAUUGGAGGGUAGUCGCGCAUGCUUUGGCACGAUCGACUAAGCUCGAGAUUAAUGAAGCCGGUACAAAGCUGAGGCGCAAAGAACCGCUACCACAGUACGACGAAACCACCCCCUCACGUACUAUUGUGGCUGUUCAUAUGCCGAUUGAGAAAGUGACGAUUGAGAACGUAGCUGAACUGUUUCGGACAUGCGGUGAAAUCGCCUUGGUCCGAAUUUUAAGACCUGGAAAUCCAAUACCGGCCGACGUUAGACAGUUUAUCAACAAAAACCCUUCGCUAAACGGCCUUGUUUGUGCACUCGUGGAGUUUGUCAUAUCCGAAUCUGCUCGAAACGCCAUCAAGUUGCAGGAAUUGUACGGAGAAAACAUGAAAGUAUACGAACUAAACGGCGUUCCUCACAUGGAGCGUAAGAAGAAAAACAACCACAAGACCAACAAACCUCGAAUCGCCCACGAUUUGCCUGAAUACUCGACUAACUCAUCCUGUCCAAGUAGCUCGGAAGCAGAAGAUUUGCGCUUAAAAUUCGACCCUCGAAGAAUACGAAGAGGAUCGUCGAUUAAUUUCCCCUCAAAAUGUACGGAACCGGCCGCUUGGUUGCAAAGAAGACUGUCGGCAUCGAGUACAGAGGCGCACUUCAUGUUCAUCCCACGACGCAUGUCGAACAGCAGCCGCGAUUCCAGCGACUCAAAUUUGUUUUUGCCGCGCAAAUACAGCACCUGCAGCAGUAUCAGCAUGGACGGCUCCAGUUUUAUUACUCGAAGAAUGUCCUCCUGUAGCCAAUCGUCCGAAAAUGGGUGUGCAAGAUCUAGAAGUAACAGCGCGGCGUUUCCCGAAAACAUCGUUCGAAUGCCACAGGGACCCGACGGCUCCAAAGGAUUCAGGCAACGAUUUCAAUUAAGUAACUGAAACACAGGGUGCUCUCGUCAAUUAAUCUAAUUGCAUUAACACAUUGAUGGGAUACUCGAUUUAUUGAAUGAAUCGAGUAACCGUUAAAACCGGAUUAUUUCAAUUAAAUAGACACCGUGACCUCCUUCAUCUGAAUUUGUUAGUCACGUUUCGUUUACUACUUUCACCUAAAUACACUUGUAAUUCUUUUCCAUAUAACAAAAAAUAUUUUUCGUAAAGUUUCACUUCAAAUUAGACGCACUUCUAACAUCUAAUUAAUUUAUCUCGCUUUUCCUACUUAUUUAUUUAUUAGUUUUGCAAAUGUGCAAAAUUUGUUAAUUGU
Molecule: messenger RNA, 1951 nt
Organism: Photinus pyralis (common eastern firefly)
Lineage: Eukaryota; Metazoa; Arthropoda; Insecta; Coleoptera; Lampyridae
Gene: Achl
Product: la-related protein 6
Exons: 2
Coding region: 265-1629 (454 amino acids)
Biological process (GO): RNA processing
Cellular component (GO): nucleus
Molecular function (GO): mRNA binding
Source: RefSeq, a predicted model, not a curated record